Molecule: messenger RNA, 1704 nt
Organism: Ochotona curzoniae (black-lipped pika)
Lineage: Eukaryota; Metazoa; Chordata; Mammalia; Lagomorpha; Ochotonidae
Gene: PTPN20
Product: protein tyrosine phosphatase non-receptor type 20
Exons: 7
Coding region: 1-1047 (348 amino acids)
Biological process (GO): protein dephosphorylation
Molecular function (GO): protein tyrosine phosphatase activity
Source: RefSeq, a predicted model, not a curated record
AUGCCUCAGGCGGAGGCGCUGGGCGAGGCCGCAGUGCGCAGGCGCGCGGCGGCCUUUGGGAUUGGAUGGCGGCGGGUGGUGCGCGAACCCCAAGGAGGAGAGGCGGUUGGGGCCGCCGGGCGCCACAGGCCCAGAAUUGUUUCUGAAGGGGAGCUAGCUCAGCUGGCUAAGGUCCAACCAUUAAUAUUCAAUUUUAAUGAACAAACAACCAUCAAGGAUUGUUUGAAAAUGAUUGAGAAAAAAGUAGCAGAAUAUGAUACCAUCAAGGAGUUUACGGAUUUAGAAUUUGCAAAUCGGCUGAAUGAGUUCACCUAUGGGAGUAAACUAAUUAACAGAGAAAAGAACAGAUACCGAGAUAUUCUUCCAUAUGAUUCAACACGAGUUCCUCUGGGACAAAACAAAGACUACAUCAAUGCUAGUUAUAUUAGAAUAGUCAAUUAUGGUGAAGAGUAUUUGUAUAUUGCUGCCCAAGGACCACUGCCAGGAACGACGGAAGACUUUUGGCAAAUGAUUUUGGAAAAUAAUGCUAAUAUUAUAGCUAUGAUAACCAGAGAGAUAGAAGGUGGAACCAUCAAAUGUCAUCAUUACUGGCCUGUUUCUUUGAAGAAGCCUUUGGAAUUGAGUCAAUUUCGCAUCUUCCUGGAGAACUAUCAGAUACUUGAAUGCUUCAUCAUUCGAGUGUUUCAAAUUGUGAAGAAGUCCACAGGAGCUAAGCACUUUGUAAAACAGAUGCAGUUCAUCAAGUGGCCAGACCAUGGCACCCCUGCCUCAGCAGAGUAUUUCAUAAAAUUUGUUCGUUAUGUGAGGAAGAGCCACCUUACAGGACCCCUGGUUGUUCACUGCAGUGCUGGUGUAGGCCGUACAGGGGUGUUCCUGUGUCUGGAUGUUGUGUUCUGUGCCAUCGAAAAGAACUACUCUUUCAGCAUCUCAAAUAUAGUGGCCCAAAUGAGAGAACAACGUUAUGGCAUGAUUCAAACGAAGGAGCAGUAUAGCUUUUGUUACGAAGUUGUGCUUGAAGUUCUCCAGAAACUUUUCACUCUGGGUUAAAAAAGACUGGCAACAAAAGCCUCUCGCUUGAGAUGAUGAAGUGGCUUGGAACUUCCUCGCAAAGGACAUGUGGGAGCAAUGCCAAAGGCCUUGUUUGUUCAUGAGAGUGUGUUUCCUAGGUCCACAGAUUCUCUUCCUGAAAGCUCCCUGAGGGCAGCCUUGGUUGUUGCAGGUUCCCCGUGUGUCUCAUUAGACAAGCUCCAGUCUCUCCCAGGCUUUCCAGUGAGACAGAGGUUACACAGCCUAACUAUUUGCUUGAUGGGGUUACAGAGCCCAAUAAACAACCUAAACUGUAUUCAUUAAAAUUUUAUUUGGAAAAGUGGCCAAAGGGAGCUGAAGAUUUCUGAGACUUUUAUAAGCCCUUAUUCUGGGAGAACAUAGUGCCAAAAAGUGAUUUUUAAAGGCAAUUUUCAAACAAACAUUCAUCCAUGUUCAUUAGCUAGAGUCUGUACUUCCAGCUGGUGUUUGAAAAACCCAGUCAAAAAGAGUCCGAGGAGGUGGAUUAACUUUGGACACACGUAGAAUUCCUUUUGCUUAGUUUUAGACACUCCUGUGGGGCUCCGGGGAACUCUGAGGAGGAGCUGCCUUCUCUGCACAGCUGGACAAGGUCCUGUUGGCAUGAAAAGCAUUCCACGGGUGGACAGAGUCCUCAUCUCU